Molecule: messenger RNA, 2431 nt
Organism: Nomascus leucogenys (northern white-cheeked gibbon)
Lineage: Eukaryota; Metazoa; Chordata; Mammalia; Primates; Hylobatidae
Gene: ZNF223
Product: zinc finger protein 223
Biological process (GO): regulation of DNA-templated transcription
Source: RefSeq, a predicted model, not a curated record
GGCGCAGAGGACACUUCCGGUCUUCUAGCCUGAGGUUUCUGCUUUAAUGACUGGGGUAGUUUGAGCCAUUUCUGCGUCUUGCAGGACAUUUUGAACGAGCCCUCUUUGCUUGAGGCUCGCAACCACCCGAUGAUCGAUGAUCGUCUCAGGGGAAAAGAAGCCUUGGCGAAGAGCAGAGGUUUAGAGGCACAAUUCUGCUUUCCCUGGAACUGCUUCAUUCAGGACUCUGCAAAUUCCCUAAAGUAGGAGGAAAAUUGACCAUGUCCAAGGAGGCAGUGACCUUCAAGGAUGUGGCUGUGGUCUUCACUGAGGAGGAGCUGGGGCUGCUGGACCUUGCCCAGAGGAAGCUGUAUCGAGAUGUGAUGCUGGAGAACUUCAGGAACCUGCUCUCAGUGGGGCAUCAACCAUUCCACCAAGAUACUUUCCACUUUCUAAGGGAGGAAAAGUUUUGGAUGAUGGAUAUAGCACCCCAAAGAGAAAGGAAUUCAGGAGGCAAGAUCCAACCUGAGAUGAAGACUGUUCCAGAAGCAGGACCACAUGAAGGGUGGUCCUGCCAGCAGAUCUGGGAAGAAAUUGCAAGUAAUUUAACCAGGCCUCAAGACUCUACCAUAAAGAGCUCUCAGUUCUUUGAACAGGGUGAUGCCCACUCCCAGGUUGAGGAAGGACUAUCUAUAAUGCACACAGGACAGAAACCUUCCAAUCGUGGGAAGUGUAAACAAUCCUUCAGUGAUAUUUCCAUCUUUGAUCUUCCUCAGCAAAUACACUCAACAGAGAAGUCUCAUUCCUGUGAUGAGUGUGGAAAAAGCUUUUGUUACAUCUCAGCACUUCAUAUUCAUCAGAGAGUCCACCUGGGAGAGAAACUCUUUAAGUGUGACGUGUGCGGUAAGGAAUUCAGUCAGAGUUUACAUCUGCAAACUCAUCAGAGAGUCCACACUGGAGAGAAACCUUUCAAAUGUGAACAAUGUGGGAGAGGCUUCAGAUGUAGAUCAGCACUUACAGUUCAUUGCAAAUUACACAUGGGAGAGAAACAUUAUAAUUGUGAGGCAUGUGGGAGGGCCUUCAUUCAUGAUUUCCAGCUUCAGAAACAUCAGAGAAUUCACACAGGGGAGAAGCCAUUCAAAUGUGAAAUAUGUAGUGUGAGCUUCCGUCUUAGGUCAAGUCUUAAUAGGCAUUGUGUGGUCCACACAGGAAAGAAACCAAACAACGCUGGGGAAUAUGGAAAAGGCUUCAUUGGUAGGCUGGAUUUGUGUAAGCAUCAGACGAUCCACACAGGAGAGAAACCAUACAAUUGUAAAGAAUGUGGGAAGAGCUUCAGACGAUCCUCAUAUCUUUUGAUCCAUCAGCGAGUCCACACUGGAGAAAAGCCAUACAAAUGUGACAAGUGUGGGAAGAGCUACAUUACUAAGUCAGGUCUUGACCUGCACCAUAGAGCCCACACAGGAGAGAGACCUUAUAACUGUGAUGACUGUGGGAAGAGCUUUAGACAGGCCUCAAGUAUUUUGAAUCAUAAGAGACUCCACUGCCGAAAAAAACCAUUCAAAUGUGAGGAUUGUGGAAAGAAGCUUGUACACAGGUCAUACUGUAAAGACCAACAAAAAAACCAUAGUGGAGAAAACCCAUCCAAAUGUGAGGACUGUGGGAAGCGCUACAAGAGGCGCUUGAAUCUGGAUAUAAUUUUAUCAUUAUUUUUAAAUGACACGUAAGUGUCGUACAUAUUUAUGGGGUACAGUGUGUUAUUUAAAUAUAUGUAUAUGAUGUAUAAUGAUCAAAUCAGUGUAAUUAGCAUAUUUAUCACCUCAAACAAUUAUCUCUUUUUUGUGUUGAGAAAAUUAAAAAUUCAUUGUUCCAGCAAUUUGAAAAUAAAUUGUUGUUGAUGAUAGUCACCUUUAGUGCUGCAGAACAGUAGAACUUCUUCCUCCUAUCUACCUGUACUUUUGUAUCCAUUAGCCAACCUUUGGCCAUCCCACCUAUCCCCUACCCUUCCCUGCCUCUAGAGCCACUGUUCUCACUACUUCUAAGAAAUCAGCUUUUUUAGCUUCCCCAUGUGAGUGAGGACAGUUUAAAGUAAGUGUUUCAGCCAUAGCUCAGCAUACCCCAGUGGUCGUGGGACUGUCAGAGCAGAGAAUGCUUGUAAGUCAUGCUGCAGGGUUUCUAACAGAAGUUUGACAGUUAGUUAUUAUUCAGGAGACAGGUCAUAGUAUAAGUUUGUUCACACACUUUCAAAACACUAAUGAUGAACAUGUCAAAAUUGAUGACCACUAGAAUGUCAGCCACAUGUGUCUUUGUAUUUUUGCUGCAUCCUUACAUCGCUUGAGUCUGGAAGAUUGAGGCUGCAGUGACCUGUGAUAGUGCUACUGCACUCCAGCCAGGGCAACAGAGUGAGACCCUGUUUCAAAAAAAAAAAAUUUAAAUAAAUACCUCUGUUUGUUUC